UUUUUUUGUAUUGUUUAAGAUUAGUUCCUUCGCCUGUAAUUUGUGUAUAUAAUUGUUAUUUAUAAAUACUGUUGUGCUGGAAAAUAUAAAAAUCAUACAAAUAAGUCGGUUUAUAGUGAGUAAACAGAGAAAACUAUGCAAUUAUCUAUGUCGUGUGUAAAAGGUAGAUACUUGUUUUCUUUUAGUCUUUGAAAUCAAUGCUUUAAUAAUGUGGCAGAGAACUUUUAUGACUAUCCAAAAAGCCUACAGACCGAUUCAUCGGGCACCGAUAAUAUAUAUUGCAUUAUUACAUACUAACACCUACCAUUGGAAGUAUUACGAAAUAGUAAAUCAAGAUAUAACCUCGAAACUUUCAUUAAUUGCUUCAAGAAAAAUUCAUUACAGAAAGAAAAUCACUGAAGAAAAGAAGGAAACUAAAGAUGUCUAUAAUUCAUUUACAUAUAGAACACAUACUUGUGGUGAAUUGAGACCAGAUCAUGUUGGCAAGAAUGUAGUUUUAUGUGGUUGGGUUCAGUAUCAAAGAUUAUCAAAGUUUUUACUUUUACGAGAUGCUUACGGCAUAACCCAAUGUGUUGUUACAGAAAAUAAUAACCUUUCUGACAUACCUUUGGAAACAGUGGUAAAAAUAAAAGGCAUUGUAGUCUCGAGACCGAAGGAUAUGUUCAAUCCUAAAAUGCCUACUGGACAGAUUGAAGUAGUUAUUGAAGAUUUACAAAUAUUGAAUACAGUUCAUAAAUUACCAUUUAACUUGAGAGAUUAUCAGAAACCUAAGGAGCAGUUGAGAUUGCAACAUCGUUACAUUGACUUGCGUUUUCCAGAGAUGCAGAAUAUUUUAAGAACAAGAUCACAUAUGCUUCAUUGCAUGAGAAGGUUUCUCAUUGAAGAUUAUGGUUUUGUUGAAGUGGAAACACCAACAUUAUUCUGUCGUACUCCUGGUGGUGCGAGAGAGUUUGUUGUUCCGACACAUUAUUCUGGUCUAUUUUAUUCUUUAGUGCAAAGUCCACAACAGUUUAAACAGAUGUUGAUGGUUGGUGGUGUCGACAGAUACUUCCAAGUUGCCAGAUGCUAUAGAGAUGAGACCACCAGACCAGACAGGCAACCGGAAUUCACACAGUUAGAUAUUGAACUUUCAUUCACAAACUUAGAUGGAGUACUGGAUUUGAUUGAGCAGUUGUUGUAUCAUACAUUCAUUGAAGAUCUCCUAAAACCACCUUUUAGGAGAAUGACAUACAAAUAUGCUUUAGAACAUUAUGGGACUGAUAAACCUAACAUUACUUAUGAUUUACAGUUUCAAAGUAUCAAACAUCUAUUUAGUAAUAAAUCAACAGAUGUUAAUUUUGGAGCAUAUGCAUUGCCAUACACUAGUCUAUUAGGUAAACUUACAUCCAAAUAUAAAGAAAGCAUCAGGGAAAUGGCAAAGAGAUAUGGUGUGGAAGUGGUUUUAAAUGAAAAUGCAAAUAAAGAAUUUGGUAAUGAUUUUAUAAGCAAGUUAAAUCUGGACCAGGAAUCCUCAGUGAUUGUUUCCAUUGGAAAUAAUGAAAAUGCAUGCUUAUGUUUAGGAGAGAUCAGAGAGAUGAUAGCUUCCCUGUUAAAGAUAAAAAAUUUAUUAAAAACACAAAAUGAAAUCCAACCAUUGUGGAUUGUUGAUUUUCCAUUGUUUGUAAAUGGUGAAAAUGGUUUAGAAAGUUGUCAUCAUCCUUUUACUGCUCCGCAUCCUGAAGAUAUAGAAUUAUUAGACAGUGAGCCUUACAAAGUGAGGUCAUUGGCUUAUGACAUAGUCAUAAAUGGAUGGGAAGUUGGUGGAGGAUCCGUCCGUGUUCACGAUGUAAAUCUACAGAAAAAAAUACUUGAGAUGUUGCAUGUGAAACCUGAUACUUUAUCACACUUCUUAAAUGCUUUGAAAAGUGGAUGCCCCCCUCAUGCUGGCAUAGCUUUAGGUAUUGAUAGAUUGAUAACUAUAGCUUGUAAAACAGAGUCUAUUAGGGAUGUUAUAGCAUUUCCUAAAUCACAUGAAGGUAAAGAUCCUUUGUCUGGUGCUCCAAAUGCAAUAAGUGAAGAAGACAAAAAAUAUUAUCAUUUGCAUUCUUAAUUUUUA
Messenger RNA from Diatraea saccharalis (sugarcane borer), 2095 nucleotides. The record is from the annotation of a GenBank genome assembly. Lineage: Eukaryota; Metazoa; Arthropoda; Insecta; Lepidoptera; Crambidae.